Molecule: messenger RNA, 885 nt
Organism: Eucalyptus grandis
Lineage: Eukaryota; Viridiplantae; Streptophyta; Magnoliopsida; Myrtales; Myrtaceae
Exons: 2
Coding region: 178-666 (162 amino acids)
Source: RefSeq, a predicted model, not a curated record
CGGUCUCGGUCGGUGCUGUCCCGAGUCCAGCAACGUUCGACAACGCAGGUUUCCCCGUCCCCCCCCGCGCUGAUUUCACCGUCGUCAUCUCCGAUUCCCCUGCCUCCUCCUCCUCCUCCUCCUUCGCAGCUUUCGCUCCCGCCGAGUUGUCACCGCGUCGAGCGGCGAUCGGGGGACAUGGCGGAUUCGAUGUUUCUCGAAGACGGGCCUCGGGGCGCGACGCGGAGUCCCUUCUCGCGCUCCGCUUCCGUCAAGGACGUCAGCUACAGCUGUGGCUCUUGUGGAUACGAGCUAAACCUCAGCUCCUUAAAUCGGAACAUGUCAACAAUUGGAUCUAAAUACAGUAAGUCCAUAAAGAAGGGGAUCAUAUCAUUCCGUAAUGUUGAUGAGAGUAGAUUUACACUGGUUGAUGAGCUGCAGUGCAUACCUUACUUCUCAAAACGAUCAUGGGGUUUGUUUAGGCGGAGAACCAAACUUCUUUGCCGUAAGUGUGGCAACCGUAUUGGAAUUGCAUAUGAUCCAAUCACUUCAUCUGAUUCACUUGUAUCAGAUGGACUAGAAUCAUUUUCAUCCAGUGAAGUUCCUAGUCAACGUAAAUACGAUGUAAGAAUUCGUGCCUUACAGCCAUCAUCCUCUGAGGAAUCAUCGAUGUCCCCCUUUGUAUGAUAAAUACGAUUCCUGUUGGGUUGGAUCAAGUCAAGGCGACUGAAAAGUUCCCCUGAGAGUUUUUCCCUGUCUAAAGGUGGAAUGCUACUGUCAUGUUUGUAACUUUUGCAUUUGUAAUAAGGGAUUACAUGUAUAGAAUACGAAGAACACUGGAUGCUGGGAACUGUGAGGUAUUUGAAUGAUUAAGCUGUGUUUAAUUUUUACCCGUGAAUUUGGGAA